Molecule: messenger RNA, 1077 nt
Organism: Zasmidium cellare ATCC 36951
Lineage: Eukaryota; Fungi; Ascomycota; Dothideomycetes; Mycosphaerellales; Mycosphaerellaceae
Exons: 1
Coding region: 1-1077 (358 amino acids)
Molecular function (GO): heme binding
Source: RefSeq, a predicted model, not a curated record
AUGGCGACUUCAUACGUGAAAUGGAACGACAAAAAUGUCGAGCCAGCAAUUCCCAACGAAUCGCAAAAGACCAAUUCCAUGAUCUCUCUCAUCAACAGCAUUCAAGAGAAGAAUUUUGGCCGCCAUCGUCAUGGGUUCCGAGGCACGCAUGUCAAGACUCAAGCAAUCGUCAAGGGAAAUCUCACCGUUUCCAAGAACCUCCCGCCACAUCUUUCGCAAGGCCCGUUUGCACAUUCAGGCAAGACAUAUCCAGUGGCAAUCCGUUAUGCGAACGAGCCCAUCCAUCUCGCCGAUGACCGAGCACCGGGUCCGCGAGGCUGUGGAAUGAAGGUCUUCAACAUCGAAGAUUCAGGCCCGUGGCUUGACCAGAUCGGCCACGAAUCGCACACUCAAGACUUCACAUUUAACAAUGCACCGAUCCUGGAACUGACCGAUCUACCGACUUGUCUCGAGAUCUUCGAGCUCCGCGAGAAAUACUUCGACGACCCGGAGGCAUUGAAGCAGCAGCUCGAGAAGCGGAAAGACAAAGACUUACAAUUCGCACCGGCCGGCCUGCCGAACCAGCACUUCAUGUCGUAUACCAUGUACUCGCAGUCAGCGUAUCGAUAUGGUGACUACAUCGUCAAGUACGCCCUCUUCCCUACCGGUGACUUUCAAAAGGGGCUCGCAGAGCAAACCCAAGUCACAGACUCCAGCAGCCGAGAACAACACUCGGAAUGGCUCCGCGCAUACUUCAAGGAGCACGAUGCCGAAUUCGACUUCCGUGUCCAGCUCUGCCAGGACCUGAGCAAACAGAGUGUCGAAGAUUGCUCCAUGGAGUGGGAAGAGUGCAAAUUUCCCUACGAGACUGUCGGAAAGGUCGUGUUGCCCAAGGGCCAGGACGUCUUCGACAGUGAGAGGAGGGCGUUUUGGGACGAUCAUAUGAAGUUGAAUACGUGGUAUGGGUUGGAAAGUCACCAACCGUUGGGGAGUGUGAAUCGGUUAAGGAAGGAGUUGUACAAGGGGAGUGCGAAGAAGAGGGAGGCGAUGAAUGCCACGAAGACGGAGCUCGUCAGUGAUGUUGGGCAGAUUCCUUGA